UUGAACAGCCCUCUUUCUUCAAUUAUAUAGCUGUUGAAGUUUAUAGCAAACAGCCUGAGGAUGAUUUACUGUAGAGUGCCCUAUAUUUAACCCAUAUAUCCAGAAUGUGAGCUGCCUGUGGCACUGCUGCACAAAAUAACUGUUUUUAAUGCGUAAUGAACCCAUUCCUGCAUUCUCAAUGAAAAUCACAGGAAGGGCACCAGAGAUGGUGGAGGGAGGGACUGCCUCUUCACCUCACAGCGUCCCCAUCUCACGUUACCGAGCUGCAGUGAAGUGGCGGAGUCAGCACGGAGGCGACUGCGCCACUAAAGCCACCCUUCUCAUCCAAAGGUGAUAAAACUUAGCUCAGAGGCCCGCUAAACUCCUGCAACAUUUGGCAUCACACUAAAUUUCCUUUGAGUCCGAGUGCGCAAAACCAGUGGGCUGACUGACAAUGGGACGGGGCGGCGUGGCGCAGCUAUGCCCGGUCUGUCGGUGUUGUGAGUGAGUGACGGCGGCAGCUGCGGUGCUGGAAGAAGAAUCUUCUCAUGGGACUUGGCGGUUGAGAAGCGCCUGAUCUGGAGGCAACGUGAGGAGCGCACAUACCUCCAGAAAACGGACAACAAGACUCCCCCUCCUUUGCACGACAGCUGCCGCCGAGCUGAUACGAAUGAGCGCCGAUUGGUAAGAAAAGGCACCGGGAGAGAAGAAAUUAAUUCAUUCACGCAUCAGUGCCUUCAAAGCCAAAAGGCUCUGGGGGCAUAGUAUGGGAGCGCUAUGUUGUCCAGGAAAGGACUCAUUCCUGAGGAUUAUUUCCUGACACGUUUGGCUGAGGAUGAGCUGAGGACACCCAAGUUUAAGGCGAAACCGAGAAAAGCCCGGUUCGUCUCCAAGAACGGCACCUGCAAUGUGGCUCACACCAACAUCCGAGAACAGGGCCGAUUCUUGCAGGACGUCUUCACCACUCUGGUGGAUUUAAAAUGGUUACACACCAUCAUCAUUUUCACCAUGUCUUUCCUGUGCAGCUGGCUUCUUUUCGGGAUGGUCUGGUGGCUCGUCGCCUUUGCGCACGGCGACUUGGACCAGAACGGAGAAGACUUUGUCCCGUGCGUAACGGAAAUUGACUCAUUCGCUUCCGCUUUCCUCUUCUCCAUAGAGGUCCAGGUGACCAUCGGCUUCGGGGGGAGGAUGAUCACGGAGGAGUGCAUCUCCGCCAUCAUCAUCCUGAUUGUGCAGAACAUCGUUGGGCUGGUCAUCAACGCCAUCAUGCUCGGAUGCAUCUUCAUGAAAACUGCGCAAGCGAACCGGCGCGCAGAGACGCUCAUUUUCAGCAAGCAUGCCGUCAUCUCCGUCCGAAACAACAAGCUCUGCUUCAUGAUCCGCAUCGGGGACCUGAGGAAAAGUAUGAUCAUCAGCGCCUCCGUGCGGAUGCAGGUGGUUAGGAGAUCCACCACCGAGGAGGGAGAGGUGAUACCUCUGGACCAGAUCGACAUCCACAUGGAUAACCCGGUGGGCACCAACGGCAUCUUCCUGGUUUCCCCCCUCAUCAUCUGCCACGUGAUCGACAAGGGCAGCCCUCUGUAUGAGCUAUCCUCCACCAACCUGCAGCACGAGGACAUAGAGGUGGUCGUGGUGCUGGAGGGGGUGGUGGAGACCACCGGCAUCACCACUCAGGCCAGGACCUCCUACGUGUCGGAGGAGAUCCUGUGGGGGCAGCGCUUCGUACCCACCGUGUCCGAAGAGGAUGGCAUGUACGCGGUAGACUACUCCAAGUUCGGCAACACCAUGAAGGUACCGACGCCUUGCUGCAGCGCAAAGAGACUGGAUGAGGCGGGAGGCAUCGCUCGCUUUAAACUGACCGAGGGCGUCACCUUGCGGGCGUCUGUGGCAAGGCGGCGGGGGUCCAAGGCGGCCCGGCGCUCCAGGCUGGACACCUAGAGAACUGAUGAUCUGUGUAAACAUGUCUGCCAGCAUUUUGUAUGAGAAUGAAUGAAGAAUAAUUAUUAAGUUAUGAUGAUUAUUAAAUGACAAAAAUCAUAUUUAUUAAUAAUAGACUACAUUAUGGGAUGUCUUGUUAUAUUUCACCAUGCAGUCAAACGCAUAAACACAUCAACGUGCUGUUUACUCAGGGUCAGUGUGGAAAUGCACAGAUAAGAAUGCACUGAGGUUUAUGAGAUGUGACUGUUAAUCAGACUGAUGAGUCCUGAUAUCUAGAAUGAAGACAAAGAAGUUUGGAUGUUUAAUCUUUUUUUCUACACACAAUUCUAUUUAUGUUUAAUUGUGACAGCAUGCAAAACAAUCCGAAGAAAUAAAGGAGAAAGCUUCACGUAAAGUGUGUUGUGGAUGGACAAACGAGAUUUAAAGGUGCACAAUUUAGUAUUGCACUUCAUUAAAGUCCAAUAUCAAUAUUUCAUUCAAAAAAGUCUGGUGAUAUUAUUGCCUAAUAGUUCU
This is a messenger RNA of Thunnus maccoyii (southern bluefin tuna), 2430 nucleotides long. RefSeq names its product potassium inwardly rectifying channel subfamily J member 11 (gene kcnj11). The record is from RefSeq and is a predicted model, not a curated record. The transcript has a single exon. Gene Ontology annotation, cellular component: plasma membrane. Lineage: Eukaryota; Metazoa; Chordata; Actinopteri; Scombriformes; Scombridae. Gene Ontology annotation, molecular function: ATP-activated inward rectifier potassium channel activity. Bases 757 to 1917 code for a protein of 386 amino acids. Gene Ontology annotation, biological process: regulation of monoatomic ion transmembrane transport; potassium ion import across plasma membrane.